Molecule: messenger RNA, 1626 nt
Organism: Exophiala spinifera
Lineage: Eukaryota; Fungi; Ascomycota; Eurotiomycetes; Chaetothyriales; Herpotrichiellaceae
Exons: 4
Coding region: 1-1626 (541 amino acids)
Molecular function (GO): iron ion binding; oxidoreductase activity, acting on paired donors, with incorporation or reduction of molecular oxygen; monooxygenase activity
Source: RefSeq, a predicted model, not a curated record
AUGGCGACGAACGUGACGACCACUGUAUCGUCCCCUGUGGACACGGGCAGCACAAAGAUUACCAUCUAUACCAUUGGAGCCUUCGUGGCGCUGACCGCCUGGUUGAUUCUCAAAGACCGAUCUCUGAAUCUACCCGAUGGGCCUCGGGGCCUUCCCCUGGUGGGCAACAUGUUCUCCAUGAACGACGGCACGUUACUGCACCUCAAGCUCACCGAAUGGUCUCGUCAGUACGGAGACUUUUACUGCUACAUGCUUGGUCGAGCGCCUGUUGUUGUGCUUAACAGCCCCCAGACCAUCAGCGACCUUUUUGUGAAACGCGGAAACAAGUAUUCUUCGAGACCGAGGGUUUCGAACCAGGCGAGCAUCAUCACGCAAGACGCACGUAUUGUGGCGAUCCCAUACGGAGAGCAGUGGCGGAAACACAGGAAAGCGUUCCACGAGCUUCUCAACAUGCAAAACGCAAAGAUGUUUCUCCCUUACCAGGAAUACGAGAGCAGACGAACGUUGAAGAAUUUGCUCGAGGCGCCGACUGGGUUUUGGCGAGAAGUAACCAGAUAUUCGGCAAGUGUGACUUUCUCCCUGCUCCUAGGAUGUCGCUUUGAUUCUGCCGAUACGUUGAUCCCCCAAGAGAUCAACAAAAGAAUGUUGAAAAUGUUCAAGGCCAUCCGACCAGGGGCCUGGCUUGUUGACUGGCUCCCAUUCCUCGACUGUCUCCCCGACGCACUGGCCCCGUGGCGCAAAUCCGCCGUCGACCUUCGAACCUCGAUCAUGCAAUUCUUCCUCGUCUUCUACAAUGUCAUGAAGGAGAGGGUUCGCAACGGAACCGCCCCCGACUGUUUCUUGGCCCGCCUCCUGGAGCAAGAGGGCUCGGUAUUUGAUGAAUCGGAACCGCCCCAUAUGAUUGGAACGACCAUGGCAGCCGGGACAGACACCACCGCGACCACUCUUCAGUUCUUUUUCAAGGCGGCUAUCCUCUUCCCCGACGCGAUCAAAAAGGCACAAGAGGAGAUCGAUCAAGUUGUGGGACCACACCGCCUUCCAGGCUGGGAAGACCGAAAGAAUCUUCCGUACAUCGAGGCCGCGAUCAAUGAGACGCACCGAUGGGCCACAGCCACGCCGCUGGCUUUCAUCCACGCCACGAGCGAAGCGGACGUGUAUCGUGGGAAGGACAUUCCCGGCGGUACGAUUGUGUACAGCAACAUCUACGCCGUGCACAACGACCCCAACGUCUUCGCGAGGCCCGAAGAGUGGAUCCCGGAAAGAUAUCUGCCCGCCUCGGACAACAGAGCAGCCCCCGAAGCGAACCAUGCGGGCACACACUACGCUUUCGGAGCGGGUCGUCGAGAGUGCCCUGGUAGGCAUGUGGCAGAUGCAAGCCUCUACAUUGUGAUUAGCCGUAUGUUGUGGGCGUUUGACAUCGUGGGAAAUCCAAAGAAGCCGCCCCAGCCGGGUUACUCGGGAGCGUUCCCUGUGUUUGGCCCUGUGGAGUUUGAAGCGACUGUCAAACCACGCAGCGAUGCCGCUGCUCGUUUGGUCCGUAAUGAAGCAGAAAUCAAUCGUCCAGCAGACAUGGAAGAUUCAACGGUCUACGACGACCUUGUUGCUAAAUUGCCGCCCUUGCCCUAG